UCCAAACCCGAUAAUUAUUUUUAAAAUAAAUUAAAAAACAAGAGUUUUCACCUUCCACACUAGUAGAGUCGAGGACACUCAUUUCCCCCAAAAUUGGCAACAUUCGAAGAUGGCCGUCGCUAAUCUGCAGAGAUUCGCCUCACGAAUCGCACGAAACCCUUCGAUUUUUUCAAUUGCUCGAUCUUCAUCCUCAUAUUCAUCCCGUUCCGGCUCCGCCAAAGUCGCCGAUCGGAUCGUCAAGCUCUUCGCCAUUGACCCUGAGGGCCAUAAACGAGAGAUUAUUGGACUCUCGGGUCAAACUCUGCUCAAAGCCCUAACCAAUCAUGGGUUAAUCGAUCCGGAUUCUCAUCGUCUUGAAGACAUUGAUGCGUGCUCCUCCGAGUGUGAGGUGCACAUUGCUCAAGAAUGGCUCGAGAAGCUUCCAGAAGCUUCCUACGAUGAACAGUACGUGCUGAAGAGGAACUCUAGAGCUAGGGUUUUGAACAAGCAUUCUAGGCUUGGUUGUCAGGUGGUCCUCUCACCGGAGCUUCAAGGAAUGGUUGUAGCAAUUCCUGAGCCUAAGCCAUGGGAUAUCCCAUAAAAGGUGAAAAUGAAUAUUUUUCUAUUCUGUGAACUGGAAUUUUAGUGCUUUGAGUUAAUAAGAUUUGGAACUUAUGGUACUUGAUAGGCAAUUUCUGUCAAAAUUGUCUGAAAGUUGACAACUUUGUUCGUUUUAAAUGAAUACUUUCCGAAUUCCUACAUGAA
Solanum dulcamara is the source of this 744-nucleotide messenger RNA. RefSeq lists its product as uncharacterized. Gene Ontology annotation, biological process: P450-containing electron transport chain. Gene Ontology annotation, cellular component: mitochondrion. The coding region runs from base 110 to 580 and encodes 156 amino acids. The transcript has a single exon. Gene Ontology annotation, molecular function: 2 iron, 2 sulfur cluster binding. NCBI's taxonomy places the organism in Eukaryota, Viridiplantae, Streptophyta, Magnoliopsida, Solanales, Solanaceae. The record is from RefSeq and is a predicted model, not a curated record.